Molecule: messenger RNA, 1924 nt
Organism: Setaria italica (foxtail millet)
Lineage: Eukaryota; Viridiplantae; Streptophyta; Magnoliopsida; Poales; Poaceae
Product: zinc finger CCCH domain-containing protein 34
Exons: 3
Coding region: 24-1523 (499 amino acids)
Molecular function (GO): metal ion binding
Source: RefSeq, a predicted model, not a curated record
UGCCGCCGCCGCCGAGGGAAGCAAUGGUGGACGCCGCGGCGGGGGAUGGAGAGGACUCGCGGUGGAGGCGGAGCAGCACCGAUUGCGUCUCCUUCGUCGCCUCCCGCUUCGCCUGCACCAAGGGGGCUAAUUGCGAGUUCCGGCACUGCGAGGGCGCGCGGUUCAAUCCGAGCUGCUGGUACUGGUUCCAAGGCAACUGCGUCAAUCCGAGCUGCACCUUCCGCCACCCCCCAUUGGAAAGCCUGAACCAAACCAAACCCUUGGCAGAUCCACUUCUACCAUAUGCUUCUGCUUCUCUCAAGGCAGCCAGUCCUUGUUACUUCUACUACAACUCGUACUGUAAGAAGGGUGGCAAUUGCCCCUUUCUACAUGAGCCUCCAACUUUUAACAGUGUUGUUGGAACUUGUUCUGGAGCCACCACUUCCAACAUUGCUGCACAUGGAAAUUCUGCUGGAGAUGAGAAGAUAGAAUCAUCAAAAUUUGCUCUUGCUAAUCCUUGUCAAGGCAGCCCUGAACGCAUAAGGAAUCACCACUCAAAAGGAGUUUCAGAGUCAACCAGUACCUUAUUUAAUGGAGCUGCUUCAAAUGCACCUGAAACAUCAAUUGAUGCAGUUGGAUACAUGAAAAGCUCCACGCCAUCUGAUCAAAGUUCAGGAGAUCCAGCAAUGGAACAUGCAGAACAGGAUGAAUCGCGUGAUUCCUCCCCUGGAUUUGAUGUCCUUGUGGAUGAUGGACUCCCUAACAAGAUUGAUCUUGAGCAUCAACUGGCACAGGAAAGAGGCACUGAUGUGCUUAAUGUGGAAAAUUAUAUUGGAGACCCAGUUGUUUAUGGUCUGGAUUAUCAUAAUGCAGAGUACCAGGAGCAAGGACUUAGUGACUUUGAGCGCGGCUGUUAUCUUGAAGGAGUUCAUGGGCAUAGUUGUUUGACCACAUUAAGACAUAUACCACAUAUUAGAUCAGAUCAUGUAAAUUCCAAUUCUGAAGAGCAUGGCAAAAAGUUCUUCAAUCCGAGAAGCUUAAUGGGCUCGCGUGCUGACUUUGAUCACCAGAACACUCAGAUUGGACAUAUAUCAAAGCAAAGACCUGAGAGGAGAAGAAGUGCAAAGGGCAAGAAUGGCCGCACUAAGAGACAUCGUACUCAUGAACCCAGGAAUGGUUCAGAAGAGAUUGAGCAAAGACCAACACAUGACAUGCACAAUUCGUUGAUGGGAGAUUGUUCUCGUUCUCUUGUCUGUGCAACCUUCAGAGGACAGAAGAAGAAAAGUAGAAGAAAGCAACACCAUGCUCAUUCUGCUAGAUCAUCAAACUAUACUAAUGCAAAUGCAAAGCACAUUGAUGAUCCUGAAAAUUUUACUGGUCCAAAGUCCCUUGCUCAGAUAAAAGAAGAGAAGUGUAGGUCCAGGCCAAGUUUUAGUCAUCCCACUGUUCACGUGGCUCAUGGGAGAUCAUUCUCAAAUGAUUUUGAGGGGCCCAAAUCCCUGAGUGAGCUUCUCAAGGCCAAGGGUAGGACUCCUGUUGGUUAGGGAAUCAUUCUGUAGCAAGUGUAGAUGGUGAACUUGGUCAGAAUGAUGCCAGUGAAAGCUAGUUUUUGCUAGCAUAACAAGCAACUUGGAAGUACUUUUGUAAAAGAGCAUGGAAAAUGUUGAUUUCCUGUGCUGUGGACAAAUUGUUAAGAGGAUGGUGAGUGUGACUGUGUGAGGAGGAAGAAAGGACCAAUAUUCAGGAAUUACUUUUGCUUACUGCCACGAUUGGUAAAUGGCACUAACCCUCUUGUUACUUAGUGUUGCUAAAUUCUUAUAACUUUAAAAUGGUGCUUUCUGGAGAUAAAUUUCUGUUACGCUCUUGGAUACCAUCCAAUGGAUGUGGAACACCUGUCAACGUUCAUUGUGUUGUUCUGCUCAGUUAUAUGACAUCAGCUUAUUUA